This is a messenger RNA of Gadus macrocephalus (Pacific cod), 2253 nucleotides long. Its product is annotated as myeloid-associated differentiation marker-like protein 2. The transcript is spliced from 2 exons. Bases 765 to 1676 code for a protein of 303 amino acids. The record is from RefSeq and is a predicted model, not a curated record. Gene Ontology annotation, cellular component: membrane. Lineage: Eukaryota; Metazoa; Chordata; Actinopteri; Gadiformes; Gadidae.
CCCCAACCCAUGUGUGCAGCAUAGACCCCCUAUUUAUAGAGCAUGGUGUGGCCUUGCAGCCUUGGGUGGAGCACAACCUUUCAUUUCGGGAACCACCCCUAGGAAAAGUUCCGGAGUGCACGUAGACUCGGAGCCGAGCAGAGCGCACGGUUUGAGUCGCGUGACAGAACCGGCAGAUCAAAUCCGAGGUAGGCCACGGCAGAGAGAGAGAGAGAGAGAGAGAGAGAGAGAGAGUGGACGACAGGUGAAGCCGGCUUCAGGGGCUUUCAGCUCGGGGGGCUUUCAGCUGGGCAGAAGGACACUCUGGGAGUUGACUGACACCGGACCCCAGACCCAUCAGAUUGAAUGCCAGGGCCUGUUGUUGAUGUUGGAAGACGCGUCUCAACGUAGGACAUGGCGUGCCACUUUUUGGACAAAGCCUAACCUGAACUGGGGGGAGAUACGGAGAAACGGAAGGCCCAAAGACUGCAGAGAGAGACUACAUUUUCAGGCUUUGCCGUAUGCUUGCUGUAUAGAAAGGACCAGGCUGGGUGGCUGGAUGUAAUUCGAGCUCCGCGGUAAUUACAAAGCACACAGAGGGAAAAUCUUUUACUGACAUUUGUAAUUAAGGGCCCGUCUAUAAACGGCAACUGGGGAAAGGGCGAGGUCUCUGCAGAGUUGGACGAGCAGGCCACAAGCCCUCCCGGACCGGAGAAGGAGGCCUUCCCCCUCGAGGGGAAUCCACUGCGCCCAAUCCCCGGCGGACGCCUGCUGCACCAGAGGCCAUGGACCACCAAGGCGGACACUACCUGAACAAGGCGGCGGUGCUCUCCCCGCUGGGCGCCGCCCGCAUGUGCCAGCUGUUCCUGGGCUGCAGCAUCAUGGCGCUGGUGUCCCACGGCGCGGGCUACAGCGCCAGCUACGGCGUCUUCUGCAUGUUCGUGUGGUGCUUCUGCUUCGCCGUCACCCUGGUGGCGUUCGCCCUGGACGUCACCCGGCUGCACAGCUGCAUGCCCAUCUCCUGGGACAACUUCACCGUGGCCUUCGCCAUGCUGGCCACGCUCAUGUACAUCACCGCCACCGUGGUCUACCCCGUGUACUUCCUGGAGAGCGAGUGCCCGGACGGGGACUGCGCCGCCUGGGGCUAUCGCAUCGCCGUCACGGUGUGCUCGGGUCUCUGCUGCUUCCCGUACGGCGCCGAGGUCAUCCUGACCCGGGCCAAGCCGGGCGCCGUGGUGGGCUACAUGGCCACGGUGUCGGGCCUGCUGAAGGUGGUGCAGGGCUACGUGGCCUGCAUCAUCUUCGGCGCGCUGGCCAACGACGAAGGCUACACCGAGUACGAGGCCACGCAGUACUGCGUGGUGGUGUACAGCCUGUGCUUCACCCUGACCCUGGUGGUGGUGGCGCUGACGGUGUCCGGGAGGACGGCCGCCCUGCCCUUCCCCUUCGACCGCUUCGUGGUGGUCUACACCUUCUUCGCCGUCAUCCUGUACCUGAGCACGGCGCUCAUCUGGCCCAUCUUCAGCUUCGACCAGAAGUACGGCACCAGCGCCCGGCCCGAGGACUGCCCGCGGGGGGUCUGCCCCUGGGACAGCAAGCUGGUGGUGGCUGUGUUCACCAACGUCAACAUGCUGCUGUACUUUGUGGACCUGGUGUACUCGCAGAGGAUACGCUUCGUGUCCCACUCUGCGGUCUGAGGAGCCGUGCGGGGAGACCGCUCGCUCAGGGGUGGGGUUCCUCGACCUCAGAAGAAGAAGAGGAAGAAGAAGAAGAAGAAGAAGAAGAAGAAGUGGAAGAAGUAGAUACACCGAACAGACUCACGGGCAGACGCGGGGUGAUCCCUAGGCAGAUCAAGUCGCUGCAAAGAUCCCCUAUCACCUUAGAAAGACAACCCUGCAGCACUUUGUGCGUGAUACUCUUUAUUCCUAUUUCCAAGUGUUCCACGUCAUUGUUCGAAUUAUUAUUAAAGGUGUGUAGGUUUGAUUUAAGAGUUGUAAAGAGAGAGAGAGAGCAGAAAAGAGCAGAAAAGAGCAAGAUUGUGAAACAAAACAACUGUCUGCUUCCUCCCUCACUACUUCCUCUGCCAUUGAGAAGCGUUGCAUUCACGCACCUCUGAUUGACAAACAAGACAGAGAAGAGAGGCCUUGAUUGGUGGGACUGGUCUAAAAUCUCAGUGGGCUCAUACAGAGGCAGACGCAGUCAACUCUUAACAGAUAUCAUCACUUCACAGAGCAUUUCACUCAUUAAUGACUGACCUGGGAGUGCGUCUUUAUA